AUGAAGCAAAAGCCUGUUUCUACUAAUCCUAGUUUCGCUUUAUGUGAUUUCUCAUCUAAGUUCCACCUUAAGUCACAUCCCUUCCAGGAUGUAUCACAGGUCCCUUUCUACCAGAUUCUCUCCCUAUGCCCAUCUCAUCCUAUCUAUCUAAACCUAAAUGCCGCUUCCUCCAUAGAUCAUCCGGGCCAAGAGCGGCGUGAAGAGGCCCUAGCUUCAAAUCUAUCUUGGGGAGAAUACCAAAUGCUGCAAGCGGAACGCACAAUACUAGCCAAAACACACGCCACUGAGAAUGUGUUGGACAAAGACAAUCUCGUGGUAAGUACCUUGCAAAAUCCGCAGCCUGUGCUCCGAACAUAUUUCACUCAGGCGUUCCUUUCGGAGUUAUUCCAUUUGGACAAUAUACCUCUGGUCGACUCUUCGGCCUUGGAUUUUGGAGGCCAUACUGAAAAUCUUCCAAUGCUGGUAGCUUCGCGCAAAGACUACGACACGAAAUCCUCACCACUGAUUCUGAAGCCUCUAAACCGUCCAUUUUGUGGCGAGAUUCCGAAGAAGUAG
This is a messenger RNA of Lindgomyces ingoldianus, 555 nucleotides long. RefSeq lists its product as uncharacterized. The transcript has 6 exons. NCBI's taxonomy places the organism in Eukaryota, Fungi, Ascomycota, Dothideomycetes, Pleosporales, Lindgomycetaceae. The record is from RefSeq and is a predicted model, not a curated record. The coding region runs from base 1 to 555 and encodes 184 amino acids.